CUAAUUCCCCAUUUUUAUUUUUUUAUUUUCCAAAAACCAACCUCUUCCACCCACAAACUUAAAUUAAACCCAAUCCCCAAUCCUCUCUCUCUCAAAACACCACACUUAACAUACACAGCAAAAUCCCCACCCUCCUUAUUAAAUAAACGGCACAUACUCUUCCACGUCAGCAAGUACUUCCGAGCUCACAAAGAACCGGAAAUAGGAGAUUGUCAGUAGAGUAAAGAAACAGUACUAGUAGUAGAUGCUUAGUGAAAAAAGUAGAAUUCACCAGAAAAAAUUGAAAAAAAUAAAUAAAAUUCUUUUUUCUUUUUUCUGAUUAUUAUUGUUCAAUUACAGAGAGGCAAAAUGCCCACCAUCGAAUCUUCUUCUGGGUAUUGAGAAUUUUUAAAUUUUUUUAAUUUUUUUUUUGUUGAGGUGAAAUUGAAGGGUAUACACAGAUGCAACUGCAAUGGGGAAGGAUUUGCAGCAAAAUCAGCAGAAUCAAAGUUCGAACAGUAAUGAGAUUGAUAGUAGAGCAAAUGGGUCUGCUUCUUCUUCAACUUUACUGUUCUGUGAUAGAUGUUCGAUGGGAUUGUCGAAUUUGUUGAUAAAAGAGUUCAAUUUUAGGUGUUUUUUUGUUUUGGUUUUGAGUUUGUGUCUCUUAGUUUCUGUGAUCUUCUGGAUCCUGCCUCAUCAUCAGCAUCGUUAUAAAGUUAAAUCACUUGGGUUUGAUGCAAGCAUUUCAGUUAAGCUUAGUGCCACAGUGCAGGGCUACUUGAAACUUCAAAAGCCACUUCCCCAGCUUGUUCCACACAUUGGAAGAUUAGAAUAUGAUAUCAAUGAGGAAAUAGGUGUUCCAAGUGCUAAGGUGGCUAUUCUAUCGAUGCACGAAUCCAUGUCUGAUCCAUUUAAUUGCACUAAUGUGGUGUUUGGUUUUCUUCCUGACCAAAACAAUGUUCCAAUAAAUCAAGUAUCAUUAAGUGUAUUGAGGUCGUCUCUAAUUGAGCUGCUCCUUCGCGAAUCCAAUCUGACUUUGACAACCUCAAUUUUUGGGCAGCCCUCUGUGUUUGAGAUUCUGAAGUUUCCUGGGGGCAUCACUGUAAUCCCAGUGCCUUAUGCUUCCAUUUUGCAGAUGCCCCAGACCCUCUUUAAUUUUACCCUCAAUAAUUCAAUAGCUGAUAUACUGGAGAAUCUUGAUGAGUUAAGGGAUCAGUUGAAGUUUGGAUUAAAUUUGAGAAUUUAUGAGAACAUAGUUGUGCAAAUAACAAAUACAGAAGGGUCCACAAUAGAUCCGCCCAUCACCGUUGAGGCCUCAGUUGUGUCUGAUCUAGGGAGUCUUCUGCCACAGAGAUUGAAACAGUUGGUUCAAACAAUCACAGAUUCUCACUCAAAGAAUCUUGGCCUUGAUAAUUCAGUUUUUGGUAAAGUAAAGAGCGUUGUUUUAUCAUCAUAUUUGAAAGGUAGAAUCCAUGCAAAUCCUCCAAGUCCUUCACCAGCUCCAUCUCCAGAGCUUAAUGAUUAUGCCAAACCACCAAAUCCUGGCUGUGCUCCAUCAGUACAUCCUGCACCACCUCCAUCAGAUGACAGUCACUCACAUUCAACUAGCCCCGAAUGUGGGCGUCACCAUUCUCUAUGUCCUUUAAACUCUCCAGCACCUUCUAUGGAACCUGCUGGUCCUCCUCAACCUUGCAGGCACCAUAGAUCUCCAGUAUCGCCAUCUCAUUCAAACCAAAUCCCAUACCUAGGACCAAUGGGUCCUCCAUUGCAGCUCUCCCCAGAUCUGUCUCCUCUGCCUCACCUGUCACACGGUUCCAAUCCAAGGAAAGGUUCACGAUCUCAAUCACAUGCUCCAUUGCCAUCUGUGCCAACUCUUUCAUCCACAGUGAAGGCAUACUUCAGACUUCAAAAACCACUAGUGCAUCUCGUUCCGCACAUUGGAAGAUUAGAACAUGAUCUCAAAGAAGAAAUAGGCAUCCCAACUUCAAAGGUAGUCGUUCUAUCGUUGCGCCCAUCUGGUGUGUCUAACUAUACGGAUGUGGUGUUUGGGUUUCUUCCCAAGGAAAAGAAUAUUCCAAUAAAUCAAGUAUUAUUGAGUGUGCUGCGGUCGUCUUUAGUUGACGUUUUCCUUCAGGAAUCCAAUCUGACUUUGACAAACUCAGUUUUUGGUCAACCCUCUGAAUUUGAGAUUUUAAAGUUUCUUGGAGGAAUCACUGUAAACCCAGUGCAAGAUGCUUCCAUUUGUCAGAUGCCUCCUACUCUCUUCAGUUUUACCCUUAAUCAAUCCAUAACUCAUACACUGGAUAAUCUCAAUGAGCUAAGGGAUCAGUUGAAGUUUGGUUUGCGCCUGAGACCUCAUGAGAGUAUAAUUGUGCAACUAGCAAAUAGAAAUGGUUCUACAAUAUAUCCCUCAGUCACUGUUCAGGCUUCCGUUGUUUCACAUCUAGGGAGUCUUCUGCCUCAGAGAUUGAAACAAUUAGCGCACAAAAUCACAAAUCCUCAUUCAAAGAAUCUUGGCCUUGAUUACUGGGUAUUUGGUAAAGUAAAGGGUGUUGCUUUAUCUUCUUUUUUGAGAGGCAUUCUCUAUUUAGACCCUCCAGCUUCUCCACCAGCUCCAUCUCCAGAGCUUGGUGAUCAUGCCGAUCCCUCUACUUGUACACCUUCGGGCCCUCCAUCUUCUCCAUCAGAUGGUAGUCACUCGCAUGCAACAAGCCCAAAAUGUGGGCCUCGCCAUUCUUUACCUCAUGUAAAUUCUGCAGCUCCUUCUAUUUCUCCUUCUCAUCCUACCGGACACCAGAAUUCUCCAGUUUCCAGAAGCCCAUCAUCAUCUUAUUCUAAGCAAAGCCCAUACUUGCGUGCACUGGGUCCCCCACCACAGAUCCCAUCAGAUCUGUCUCCCCUGCCUCAAGUAUCCUAUGGUUCCACUUCAGGUGAAGGCUCAGUAUCUCAAUCACUUGCUCCAUCCCCAUCAGCACCGUCUCCAUCAUCUGUAGGAGUAGGUUCGUUCUGCAGGGAGAUCUUGUGGUUGGGAAUUUCUGGAUUGUUGGUCUUUCAUCUUCUCUGCUACCCACAUUGACAGUACAUUCUGCAACUAUGUAUACAUCUUGGGAUACUUUCCGAGGCAAAGAGAUGAUCGAUACCCAGUGUUGUUCUGGCGAGAACGGUAGAAACUUCUGUGGAAAGUUCACCUAGUUUUCUUCAUUUUUUUUUGGUUUCAGAAAAUUGACAAAUGUAAAUGAAGGCAAAGAUGAAGUGCAGGUCAAAGCCAAGAAGGUGGCAGGCCUCUCUUCCCUCUUCUAGUUUUUUGAUGUCACACAAAGUUCAUCGUGACCGAUCAAGAAGCAACAACAGUAUAUUGCAGAUUCCAAGAACCAUUUUCUCUGUAUGUUCUCUUAAGUGUAAAAUAUAUAUAGGUUUCUUUUGAGUAUCUGCAAUGCAAUGUUGUUUAGAUAAAAAAAAAAUGUAAUGCAGAAACUAGUGUGUGAUAACACUUCUCAAGGAAUAGAAUACAGUCGUUAAAGAAACUCUACACGAGUUUUUGUAUUUCAGGUUUCAUUAAGAAUGAUGAGGAAAAUGAAAUCCUGCAUUUGAAUC
Messenger RNA from Mercurialis annua (annual mercury), 3573 nucleotides. RefSeq lists its product as uncharacterized. The record is from RefSeq and is a predicted model, not a curated record. Lineage: Eukaryota; Viridiplantae; Streptophyta; Magnoliopsida; Malpighiales; Euphorbiaceae. Bases 452 to 3055 code for a protein of 867 amino acids. The transcript has 8 exons.